Messenger RNA from Guillardia theta CCMP2712, 1368 nucleotides. RefSeq lists its product as hypothetical. The transcript is spliced from 14 exons. The record is from RefSeq and is a predicted model, not a curated record. Lineage: Eukaryota; Cryptophyceae; Pyrenomonadales; Geminigeraceae. Bases 1 to 1368 code for a protein of 455 amino acids.
AUGGUGUUUGUCAGGAAUAGCUGUUUCAGUGCGCUGCUGCUGGUGAAGCAGCUGUUUGAAUGCAAAGGGGUCAGCAAGUGUAAGAGCUGCAGUGAGAUUUGGUCCCUGAAGGGAGGAGGCGAUGGCAGUGAUUUGCUUGGAAACAGUGACGCAAGAUCCGAAGUCAUGGGAGUAAAGAACCUGGUUCUGAGUGCUCGCAAACUUGUGAAGGAUGAAAAGGAUUACGUGGCUGCCUUCAAAUUGCUUUCAAAAGGAGAAGAGGAUUGUCUUGUUGAUGUUGUUGUGGAUGUUGUUGCUUUUGCUGUUGCUGUUGUUGUUGUGGAUGUUGUUGUUGAUGUUGUUGUUGUGGAUGUUGUUGUUGUGGAUGUGGAUGUUGAUGAUGAUGAUGAUGAUGACGACGACGACGACGUUGUUGUUGUUGAUGCUAUACAGAUAAAUGAGAAAUCAUUCCCGGCCAGAUAUGAGCGUCUUUCCUUGUUAUGGGAUCUCAACUUUGACAACGAGCAAUGCCAGCAGAUGAUCAAGACGAGUUUCAAGAUCGGAGACGAGGACUUUGAGUAUCCCAGGAUCCUCUCGAAGUUCUUCUCAGAGGCUGAGGAGGUGGUCUCCCUAGACACCACCUCCGCCAUGGCAAAGAGUCUGCUGAUCAAAAUCAACUGCGAGAGAACGGAAAUCGGCGAAGUGUCAUUCAUGGAGUUGGAGAAGCAGAUGAAAAGCAUCUGCUCUUCCGAUGAAGCCAAGGCUUUGCAUGGAGUCGUUCUCUGCACCAGUGCGUGUCGAGACUGGGAGCUGCUAGAUCCGUACCCCUCAGCGAGCAUCUGUCCGUCGUUCGGCUACUUGAAAAUGUGGAAACAUCCCUUCAUGUGGAAGGAGGGCAUCGACAAGAUCGAGUCUGUCGAGCCAUACCUUUCAAGAUCGAGUCGAGGCAAGAUCCUGUUAGCAUGGAAAUGCUUUCAUGAAGAAGAUCUCCAAAGUGCACAAGCGAUUCUGGACGAGAUGUAUGAUGCAGCAGACUGGUCGCUGAGCGAUGAAGUCAGCAUCGCUCGCCUCCGAGGCCAAAGUGAGAUCCUCAAGGAGCAGAUGCGCUAUAGGGAAGCAGCAAAGUGCCUCAGACCAGUUGUCCUGGCGAUCAAGAAGAGCCCCAACCUAGUCAAAACCCUCAUGUCAAAGCCAGCCUUGCACGAGUUGGCCAUGGCCGUCUUGGACUAUAGAAGCAUACUCCUGUUUCACAUCGCUCAACAGCACUAUUGGGACCAAGAUUCAUUCGGCGACUUGAACUUGGCUCGCAGCGCGCUCGAGACCAUCCUCAAAGUCCAUGACGAGGCUGGAAAGUCUCAGAUGCCGGAGCAGAAGAGUUUCUUGCAUUGA